Molecule: messenger RNA, 1132 nt
Organism: Vitrella brassicaformis
Lineage: Eukaryota; Vitrellaceae
Source: the annotation of a GenBank genome assembly
CUACGGUUCUCCAGGGCUUGCUACAGCCUUUUGCUUCUGUUAAUCAGUGUCGAGGGGUGCCUGCCGAGUUUGUUUAUUCCUCGACUAUAAAGUAAUGAAAUGCUUCCGGCCUUCGGCAGUGCGGUGUCCCCUAUGCCUCUCUUUGUCGCGUUGAGGGCCUCACCCAUCGCUCAGCGGCAGUCCCGGCUCUUCACAAGAACCAUGGCAAGGUGGGCACCUUCAUUCCACCGUGGCUGCAUGUCUGUCUGUCUGUGUGUCUGACUGUCUGUGCGCAGGCAUUCGUUCAGAGAGCAUCUCGGCACGUCGGAGAUGGCCGAUUCCUACCCCUUCGGCGACUUCCGCAUUGCAAAGGAGAAUGUCUUCUUCUGGAGCCCUCGAAGCAUAGCUUUUGUCAACCUCAAACCCAUCCUCAGCGGCCACGUGCUCGUCACACCAAGAGCCGUCAAGAAGGUGCGAUGCGAUGCGAUUGGCCCAUCCCAUAAUGCUCGCCGCCCCUCUCCAUUGCUCGCGUGUCGAUUUGCUUGUCGUGUGGCGUCAGAGGUUUCGGGAUUUGGAUGCUGACGAAGUGGCUGACCUGUGGCAGAGUGUGCAGAAGGUGGCCAUGUUGAUGGAGCGGCACCACGGUGCGGAGGCCAUGACGAUGGCCAUCCAAGACGGCGAGGCAGCCGGCAUGACAGUGGCGCACUGUCACGUCCACAUCAUCCCAAGGCACAGGGGCGACUUCAGCAAGAACGAUGAGAUCUACGACGCACUGGAUAACGCCAACAUCGGCCAGGCGGCCCGUGAGGCCCAGUCGCCCUCGUCUCAGUCGUCGACGCAGAUGAGCCAGCAGCACCACCACCAUGGUGUGGCGCCCGACCCCCAACCAGAGCAGCAAACGAGACGGUGGGAGGGGGAGAGGAUUGGUUAUUCCCUGUCCGUGAUAUUGGUGUUGAUGUGGGUGUUAUGCAGGACGAGGACACGUGAGGAGAUGGCUGCUGAGGCUGCUGAGCUGAGGGAGGUCGUUAGGAGGGCCGCGGAGCACCCAGAGGCCUUCGGUUGAGUAUGUUUCUACUGCAGAGAGGAGCCAAUUCCUGAAUGCGAGUGCAGACACGUGUGUGUAGUGUAGCACUUUGAGUGACCAACGGAGGGC